Molecule: messenger RNA, 6352 nt
Organism: Cuscuta campestris
Lineage: Eukaryota; Viridiplantae; Streptophyta; Magnoliopsida; Solanales; Convolvulaceae
Source: the annotation of a GenBank genome assembly
CAUACCCGAGCGUGGAAAUGACAACAAGUCAAUUCCGAACAAAGACAAAAUGGCUACAUCACCAAAUGCCCAACAAGCAACAACACAAUCAAACAUAAAGCAAGGAACACACGCCAACAUAAACACCAAGAACAACAAUAACAUACAUCAAAAGGGGAGGGAAUACGUAUGCCAGAGUCUCCCCAAAAUGGAAUAGACCAUCACUUUGAUUUUAAAAAUCAUACCCUCAACAUGAAUAGGUUCUUGAUCGAAAAUGGACAAACAAGUAGCGAAACCCCCCCCAGGGCGCAACCCCACCGCCGCGACACCGUCAAGCACCUCCCCGCCCGGUCUUGAACAUCGUUUUGAUUCUUUAUUUAUCUUUGAUUCGAACCAAUUGCAAGUUGGAAUUGACCCCUCCCGGCAAAGCCCAGCGCACCCCUCGCCGGCGCAGUCCCCACCGUCGCAGGACAGACGGAUGCCGUGAAACGCCUCCCUACACCACAGGGUUGCAAGAAGUAAAAUGAAUUUACAAGCCCAUAUACCGGGGAAGAUCUCGGGGCAGGUGCCAAAUCAGGGGGGCAAUUCCUUCACUGGUAUGUCCCAACAAAAUGGAAAUCCAAUGUCCAAUCAGAUGCAAAACCCAUCUGUACAUCGUAACAUGGCCAAUAUGGAUACAGAGACACUCAAAGCCCAAAGGGAGUUCAUUUUAAAUAAAAUUUAUAUGCAUCUGAUGCGAAGGCAACAUGCACAAGAGAUAGCUCCAAACAAGAUGGUGGAUAUUGUGAAAAGGCUGGAGGAAGCUUUGUUCAAGAGUGCUCCUUCAAAGGAGGAAUAUCUGAAUCUGGCAUCUUUAGAGAGCCGCUUGCAUUUUCUAAUCAAGCAGAUACCUAAUAGUCAUAAUCCACGGUUUUCGCAUGUUAAUUCAUCCUCUUCUAUCGGCACUAUGAUUCCAACACCAGGCAUGCAUCAGACUGUUAAUUCUACCCUAAUUGGAUCAUCAUCAGUUGACAGCUCAAUUAUUGCUGGGAAUCCUGGAGGACCUAUUACAGCAACCUCAUGUAUUAACUCUGGAAACUUUCUUCCCACAGCUAAUGGGCCCUCUGGGGGAGUUCAUUGUGGUUCUUAUAACUCUGCUGAUGGUUCUUUGGGGAAUGGAUAUCAACAAAUGCCUUCAAGCUUUUCAAUCAGUUCUAGGGGGAAUAACUUGGUAACAUCGAUGGGUGCACAAAGGAUGACAAGCCAAAUGAUGCCUACUCCUGGUUAUAAUAAUAAUAAUAACAAUGAUAAUAUAAAUAACAACAUCACGAAUCAGUCUUACAUGAAUUUGGAGUCAUCAAAUAUUGUCGGAGUGCCUUCUGGUAUUGAGCCCACUGUAGCAUCACAGUCACUGCAGCAAAAGCAGCAUGUGGUUAGCCAAAACAGUCGUAUCUUGCAAGCACUUGGCAGCCAUAUGAGUAGUGGAAUGAGACCUGGAUUGCAAUCUAGAUCUUAUAUGGCAUCAACUGGGUCCUUGAAUGAUGGACUUGGCAUGAUUGGAAACAAUUUGCAAGUAAUGAAUGGUCAAGGAGCCUCUGAAGGAUAUAUGACACCAACCAUGUAUGCUAACCCGUCUAAGCAGUUAUCCCAGCAAUUUGACCAACACCAGAGAUCAGUAAUGCAAGGUGAUAGGUAUGCAGUCAGUAAUUCUGAUAACUCAGGGACUGGAAAUGUAUUUCCUGCAUCGUCUGUUGGGUCUGGGAUGAAUAAUCAAAACAUAAGUGAUGCAGCCUUGCAGUCCACUUCCAAAGCGAACUCCCCUCACGUAAUCAACCAGUCUAAUGUGAAUGCUUCACAACAAAUGACAAAUUUGAAGCUUCAAUCCAUUGAGCAGUCUGAAAAGAUGAGGUUUCAGCCUCAGCAUGCUCUUGGUGAUAAUCAUUUACAAUCACAUUCGCGUCAGCAAUUCCACGACCAGACCCAACAAUUCCAGCAGCAGCAAUUUGCUCAACACCAUCACCAACAGAGGCAACAAACUCAGCAGCAACCGCUUUUGCUAAACAGCAACGGCAUUGGUCAAGCUCCGAUCAUGUCUAAUUUGGGUGCUAAAAUCAAUACAGAGCCUGGAACUCAUGAUGAAGUGCUGCUCUCUCAGGUCCCCGAGCAAUUUCAGUUUUCUGAUGUGCAGAAUCUGUAUCCACAUAAUUCUAAUGAAGAACAAUCUAAAAGUAAUCGGUUAGUUCCUCCAUCCAGUCAACCAGAUACAUUUUCAUCAUUGACACCAACUUCAGGACAAAUGCAACAGAUGUUGCACCACCAUAUGUAUGCUGCAGAAGGUCAAACUGGUUUCAACAAAUCUUCUAAUGGAGGUCAUUCAGUUUCGAUGGUGCAAGGUCAGUGGUAUCCUAAGUUUCAAGAUGGAUCUCAAAUGCCCUGUAACUUCUCACAAGAUCAGAAUGGUCAGCAAGAGUUGCAUCAGAGAAUUGCUAGAUCAGAAGAAGCUCAGAGAAACCAUUUGCGUCUUGAUGGAGAUAUUGGUGGCCAAUCUGUUGUAAAUAGUGCGAUCAAUCCAAAUAGUUCGAGCACUUCCGCACGCAAAUCCAGUAACCUCACUCGAGAGGGGCAGCUCAGAAAUCAAAUGAGAUGGUUACUAUUUCUGAUUCAUGCACGUCGAUGCCCUGCUCCAGAGGGGAAAUGCCCAGAGCCUAAUUGCAUACAUAUUCAGAAACUAUUAAGGCAUAUGGAGCAAUGCAAUGCAUUGGGAUGUAAACAUCCUCGUUGCAAUGACUCAAAACGCUUACUUAGUCAUUUCAGGCGUUGCAAGGAUGCAACUUGUGACGUUUGCAUCCCUGCAAAACGUUUUAGGCAAGCUCAUAGAAAACCAAUUGCUCGCACUGAUUUUAGUUCUGAUGUGCCAAUUGCCGUAAAUGGAUCUUGUAAGGUUUUUAAUACUGGUGAAGCUGUGCAUAAGUUUGCUGCCAAGCCAUGUCCUUCAGUUGUUGAAACUCCAGAAGAUUUACAGCCUUCUCUUAAGCGCAUGAAGAUUGAGCAACCCUCUCAAGCUUUUGCAUCUGAAACUGAAAGCUUUAUUUCUCCAAACUCUGUUAGUGGAUCUCAUAUCUUCAUGGAGUCAGAGGCUGUUGAACAACAUGCUGAAAAUAUUGUGAUAAAAACUGAGGCUGCAGAAGUAACAUUGCAAAUUCCUACAAAUACUGGCCAUAUAAGUCCCGGGAGUACUGAUUUGCUCAAGGAUAACUCAGACAACACGUGUAUUCCACGGCCUGCUAUUGAUCCUCUUGUGUCAAGUACUACAUCUGCUUUUCCUAAACAGGAGAGUUGUAAGGCUGAAAAGGAAGUAGAUAUGGCUACACAAGAAAAUCUACUGCCUCCAGAAAGCAGUACUGGAUCCAAGUCUGGAAAGCCAAAAAUAAAAGGAGUCUCAUUGACAGAAUUGUUUACCCCAGAACAAGUGCGGGAUCACAUUAUUGGUCUUCGACAAUGGGUUGGCCAGAGUAAGGCAAAAGUCGAAAAAAAUCAGGCAAUGGAGAAUUCCAUGAGUGAAAAUUCUUGCCAACUGUGUGCAGUCGAGAAACUUACAUUUGAACCACCACCUAUUUAUUGUUCUCCCUGCGGUGCUCGUAUUAAAAGAAAUGCCAUGUACUAUACCAUGGGAGGUGGAGAAACUCGGAACUAUUUUUGCAUUAAAUGCUAUAAUGAGUCUUGCGGAGACAGCAUUGUGGUUGAUGGAACUAAUAUUACAAAGUCAAAGUUGGAGAAGAAGAAAAAUGACGAGGAGACAGAAGAAUGGUGGGUUCAAUGUGACAAGUGCGAAGCAUGGCAACACCAAAUUUGUGCUUUAUUUAAUGGUAGAAGGAAUGAUGGUGGACAAGCUGAGUAUACAUGUCCUAAUUGCUAUAUUAUUGAAGUUGAAAGAGGAGAACGAAAACCCUUACCCCAAAGUUCUGUUCUUGGAGCAAAAGAUCUGCCUAGAACAAUCCUGAGUGAUCACAUUGAGCGGCGGCUAGCUUGGCGAUUGAGGCAGGAAAGACAGGAGAGAGCAAGGGUUCAAGGAAAAAGUCAUGAUGAGGUUCCUGGAGCAGAAGGACUUGUUCUAAGAGUUGUUUCAUCAGUCGACAAGAAGUUAGAAGUUAAGCCACGUUUUCUUGAGAUUUUUCAAGAAGAGAACUACCCCCUCGAGUUUCCAUAUAAAUCAAAGGUAUUAUUGUUGUUUCAAAGAAUUGAAGGUGUAGAAGUGUGCCUAUUCGGCAUGUAUGUUCAGGAAUUUGGAUCCGAAUGCUCACAACCUAAUCAUCGGCGUGUUUACCUCUCAUAUCUUGACUCUGUUAAGUAUUUCAGACCAGAGAUCAAAGCGGUGACAGGAGAGGCUCUACGUACAUUUGUAUAUCAUGAAAUUCUGAUUGGAUAUCUAGAGUACUGCAAAAAGCGUGGUUUCACAAGUUGCUACAUCUGGGCCUGCCCUCCGCUGAAGGGUGAAGAUUAUAUAUUAUAUUGCCAUCCUGAAAUUCAGAAAACACCAAAAUCUGAAAAACUCAGGGAGUGGUAUUUAUCAAUGCUAAGGAAAGCUUCAAAGGAAAAGAUUGUGGUUGAUCUCACUAACUUAUAUGAUCAUUUCUUUGUGUCUACGGGUGAAUGUAAAGCUAAGGUGACUGCAGCACGGCUGCCCUACUUUGAUGGAGAUUACUGGCCUGGUGCAGCAGAAGAUAUGAUCUAUCAGCUUCAACAAGAAGAGGAUGGAAGAAAACAAUUUAAGAAGGGAAGCUUGAAGAAGACUAUCACUAAAAGAGCUUUAAAAGCAUUUGGUCAAACUGAUCUCUCUGGAAAUGCUUCAAAGGAUUUGUUGCUGAUGCACAAGCUUGGUGAAACAAUUAGCCCAAUGAAGGAGGAUUUUAUUAUGGUUCACUUGCAACAUUCAUGCAGUCAUUGCUGCAUUCUGAUGGUAUGUGGAACACGUUGGGUCUGCAAUCAAUGCAAAAAAUUUCAGCUUUGUGACAAGUGCUAUGAAGCUGAGCAAAAACUUGAUGACAGGGAGAGGCACCCUAUCAACCAAAAGGACAAGCAUAUGCUUUAUCCAGUUGAUAUUAAUGAUGUGCCUACCGAUACGAAGGAUGAAGACGAGAUUCUCGAGAGUGAGUUCUUUGAUACAAGGCAAGCAUUUUUGAGUCUCUGUCAAGGAAACCACUACCAAUAUGAUACCCUCCGUCGUGCUAAACAUUCAUCAAUGAUGGUCCUAUACCAUCUUCACAAUCCCACUGCUCCUGCAUUUGUGACCACAUGCAAUAUAUGCCAUCUUGAUAUUGAAGCUGGUCAAGGCUGGCGAUGUGAGGUUUGCCCAGAGUAUGAUGUAUGUAAUGCUUGUUAUCAAAAGGAUGGCGGAGUCACUCAUCAACAUAAGUUGACUAAUUAUCCAUCCAUCGCUGACCGUGAUGCACAAAAUAAGGAAGCCCGACAGCUACGUGUUGUGCAGCUUAGGAAAAUGCUUGAUCUUCUGGUGCAUGCUUCUCGGUGCCGUUCCGCACAGUGUCAGUAUCCCAACUGUCGCAAGGUUAAGGGACUCUUCCGGCAUGCAAUCCAAUGCAAAAGGCGCGCUUCCGCAGGCUGUGUCCUCUGCAAGAAGAUGUGGUAUCUCCUUCAACUUCAUGCGCGGGCAUGCAAAGAAUCAGAAUGUGCUGUUCCUCGGUGCAGGGAUUUGAGAGAGCAUCUUAGGAGGCUCCAACAACAAGCCGAAUCACGGCGUCGGGCUGCUGUGAUGGAGAUGAUGCGACAGAACGCUUCCGAAGCUGCUGGGAAUUCGGGGUAAUCAAGUUGUUCUCGCAUGAUCAAGCUGUACAUAGUACAAGUAUGUUGUCACUGUGUGAGGCACAAAGUGCUGGUAACUGAGAGAAGAACUAGUCAUGAAGGCCACCUGUGGGGGUGACUCCCAUGGCACAAAAGUAUUUACAUGAGGUGGAGUAUUGAUUCAAGCGGUUCUGUUCGUAUUUCAUCAAUCUUUUCCAUCCCAAUGAUCCCCUACAAGUUUGGGGUCACUCACUCACCAGGCCUUGCUGUGGAUAUAGAUGGAAAAUAUUUCCCUGGUAUGCGACUCUAGAACCUAUUCUUUCAUUUUAUAUUCCCUUAUCCGGUCCCAUCAUUCGAUGGCAAAUGUACCAUAGUUUUCUAAGUUCGUGUCAUAGCCCAGGGCGGGAUGGGGGGCUUGCUAGUUUUUUGAAGUCUUGGUGUCUACCCAUGGGUAUGGGUCAACAGAAAAUGUAGAGGAAAAAAAACCAUCCACCCUUCUAUCCAUGGGUGCCCCUCAAUUUCCUUUUGUGUUUUUUCUUUGUAGAUGGAUCUCUCAUCAUUUAAAGAUGUUAAAGUAAUAGUAAGCUGUAAUUUUAUU